Molecule: messenger RNA, 4865 nt
Organism: Sitophilus oryzae (rice weevil)
Lineage: Eukaryota; Metazoa; Arthropoda; Insecta; Coleoptera; Curculionidae
Exons: 2
Coding region: 3856-4254 (132 amino acids)
Source: RefSeq, a predicted model, not a curated record
UGUUAUUGAUUAGUUUUCGUUCUAGUGAAAUACCUUAUCCACGACUGCUCUCUGAUGAAAAGCUGCCGUUAGCAGUGGUAAUGUUUUAUAAAAAAACGCUACAAUAGUAACGGUAACGAUGAAAUCGCAGGUUACAUAACACGGAUAAGGAGAAUAAAAUUAAUACCAAGCUCACAUUUUUGUUGGAAAUAGACUCGAACUAGAGACAUGGAGAGAAUUAAUAGGUGCUUAUAUAAUAAUAAUUCUUUUGGAGAUAAAAGAAAUUUGGAAUGCUUAGAGCAAGAUUUGUUGAUAGCAUCACCAAAUAAAAACAAAAAUAUUUUAGAUUUUGGUAAGCGAAUUCAAAUCUUGAGAAAUCAACUCAAAGAAUUAAUUCGGUUUCCUUAAUAGAAAUAAAUCAUUAAUCAGUCUUUCUAUAUUAUGAACAAGUUAAAGAAUACAGUUGCAGAUUUAAAUAAAAAAGGUUUUGGAACAUAUAUUGUCAAAGAAUCCCAAUUAUUCACAGAUUCUAAUACAACAGUAAUUAUUGAUGAUAAGCCAGAUUAUUUUUUGUUCUUCUAAUAUUAGUUAUAAUUAUUAUUAUUAUCCAUGUUCUUCUAAUAGAUCCCAAUCUAAAGAUAGACAAAAAGAUGAAUUUGAUAAAGAUACAAUUUAUGAAGUUGAACAUUUUAACAAUUUUGAGGAGUUUAUUGUCAAAUUUGCUACAUUUAAACUGCCAAAAGGUUGGUCUUCUGACCACAAUUUGUCUAAAGAAGGCGAGAGAUUAACUAUUUUUAAGAUCGAAUAUUCACCCGGCCCAUGCAUUAGUUGGGCAAUUGUUUAAUUAUAACCUGAAUAUUGAAACUUUUUUAUAUAGCGCGUCAGUUUGUAUUUCGACAACAAAAUUUAAAACGCCGUUUGUUUCACAUAGUUUGGAUGAUAUAUAGUCAAUAUUUGAAGCCAUAGAUGAAACCGUUAUUACUCUACCUUUAGAGGAAAAUACGAGGGAAAAUAUUACCGAUAAUGACAACCCCGACUGUGACCUUAAUAGCAAUAUCGAGAGCAAUACAAUGCCUGAUUCUGCCAAACCCGCAAAUGACAUAAAUAAAAUGGAACGCGUGUUCGAUUUUGUGUCAAAUGUACUAAAAAGUUUCCAAAAUCUUGACAACAAAAUAGUACAUGCUUUAGAUUUUAUUUGUGAACAAUUAACUCUGCUUACAACUGCAAAAGAAAGAUAUAGGUAUUCAAGUAGUACAACAAUUUUAUGUUCUAUUCUCUAUACUAUCAGUCCACAUGCAUAUAAAUAUAUAAGGGAUUAUGGGUCCCUUAUUUUACCACAUCCCCAAACUAUAAAGGGUAUUUGUAAUAAACAUAUGACUGAUCCCCAUAUGGAUGAAAAAAAUAUGUUUUUAACUUAUGCUCGAAAUGUGUUUGGCAUGCUAAAAGAUCAUGAGAGAUUUGUGAAACUGCUUUUCGAUGAAAUUCACAUUGACCCUUUUAUGGAUUAUAAGGGAGGCAAUAUAGCUGGUACAGCAGUCAAUAAUAAUAACUCGCUAGCUUCAUCGGCAUUUACCUUCAUGAUAACAAGUGUGUGUUCUAGUUUUAAAGAGGUAGUUCACAUAGCUCCCGUCUCAAAAAUUAAUUCUGAAAUGCUCCAUAAUUUUAUUAAAACUAUUAUUGAAAAUUUGGAGGAAAUUGGGUAUGUAGUAUUUUGCACAAUAAGUGAUAAUAAUGCUAUUAAUGGCAAAGCAAUGAGCCAUUUCUCAGCUACGGACCAACUUAGUAUUGUUUAUCCUCACCCAAUAGAUAACCAAAGACCAUUAUUUUACUUAUUUGACACAGUUCACUUAUUAAAAUGUGUCUCUAAACCUGAUCAAAUGUUUGAUUUUCCUGAUUUUGACACUUUGGAAAAAAAUGCGCUUCUUUUUCUGCAAUUAAAAAAUUACAUGAACUAGAAUAUGAUAAGCUUUUAAAAACAUUUUGGUAGCCGUAUACCACACUCUCAAGAUACUCUGCUGAUUUUGUAAACAUCAUAACAAUAUGGUGGAAGAUUGUAAAUGUAAAAACUCCAUUCAAAGGCAAACAUAAACGUGACAUAUUUCAGGAACCCAUCGUAAAGAAAAAACUGACGGAUAUUGAGUUAGAUCCUAACGAGGAUCCUAAGAUUGAGUUCUUAGAAAAAAUGUUAAGUUGGCUCGAUACUUGGCAACCUAGCAAUUUUUCAAGGACUCUUACCCGACAGACUCGAACUGCUUUAAGUCAUACCCUUCACGGACUGCUUGAAAUUACCAAAUACUGUUUUGAUGAGCCAAAAUCUCAAACAGACCCUCUUGAAGAUAGAUUUGGUAAAUACAGGCAAAUGGCAGGUGGUCAUUAUCAUAUUUCUGUAUAUCAUUAUCAUAUUCCGAAAAUGGGUGAAUUUGAAACUAUAUUUAGCAAGAAGCAAGAAAAGGAGUUGACUAUGUCAAAAACAUGAAAUCACGCUUUUUUGGGUUAACACUUACGGUCCUUGGCUUAUGAUCUCGCUGGAGCAAAUAAGAUUCCGCACAAUUUUGAUACCACAACUAAAAUGGCUAGAAGAUAUUGGUUAGAAUUUUUUUUGGCUAGAAAUACCUACUUGAUAAACCAGGAAGUUGUACCUACUUUUUUACAAUAGACUUAUCUUCAGGGUUCCAUCAAAUUGAAAUGAAUAAAAAUUCUGUAGAAAAAACAGCAUUCAGUGUUGACCACGAUCACUCCGAUUUUAUUAGGAUGCCAUUUGCAAUAAAAAAUGCACCCGCUACUUUUCAAAGAGUGAUGGAUAACGUAUUAUGAGAAUUAAUCGAAAAAAAUUGUCUUAUAUACAUGGACGAUAUAAUUGAAGAGUGGAAAUACAAAAGGGGUAAGUGCCAAAUUUUUCAAUAUUAAGUUAUUAAAUCAGAAACGUAAUAAAUACUAUGCUGCAUGUCCUAACAAAAGUUACAAUUGCCAAACGAAAGCGUCUAUUGUUUAUGUAUAUUAUAUGUAUGUUAGUCUUAGAAGAUCAUCUCAAACAUUUAAAACAAGUUUUCCAAAGAUGCUCUUCUUAAAAUGCAAAUAGAAAAAUCUGAAUUUCUACAUAGAGAAGUUGAGUUUCUAGGACAUGUAAGGGAAUUAGACCAAAUCAAAAAAAGAUAGCAGCAAUAUUAAAAUACCCUAUUCCGAAAACACCAAAAGAAAUUAAAUCAUUUUUGGGACUCUUCGUUAUUACCGAAAAUUUAAUUUUUCGACGAAGAUCUUGCAUCAUCUGAAAGUAGACGAAACUUUCAGAUGAUGCAAUAUUUAGGUAUAGCAGCACACAAAUGCAGUUUAUAGUGUCAAAUAUAGACAUGAGUGAGCAAAAUAUAAGAUUCCGAGUUCUUGCCAGGAAAUUUCUUGGAGAGGGCUCUGCACGCCUAAUUCAGUUUUCAGUCAACUGCAGCGAAAAAAACUUGCGCACAUCGUAAAGCUACUGCAGGACCCCUUCGUUUCCGAUAAGGUCAACUCCAGAGAUAUCCGGGGUUUGAGCGCACUUUUGGGGAUGAAUUUAUAUACCCGUGAAGCCUAUUUCCGUGAUCGUUAUGGAGUCUCUGUUGAUCGAAAAGGAGGCAAGAACAUACGUCUCGUUUCCUCCGCCCGCCACGUUUUGUGGCAGGCUGAGGAAGACUUUUAUUACUCUUCUGAGGCGCUCAUGUGGCGGGAUAUAGGCGAGAAAUACCAUUCUAGCUUGCCCUUCGGCUUUAGCCCUGUUGUCGGUGCUUCUAAUGUUGACAACAUUGAGCGCAUUUUUAGUGCACUGACUUAUAAGGAGUUGAGGCCUUGCUUUUGCCCUAUCUCCACGACAACUCCCAUGCCGAUUACAUCAAGCUCGACGGAGCCAUGGGUGGGCUCCCUACCGAUGAGGGGGGCAAUUAUAUUCCGCCAAAACAUACCCCAAUAGACAAGCUCCACCGUUGGGGACUUUUUAUUAACGUCAUGGCGCACGCUGUCACCACGACGGUUUUCAACUGGAGGGAAGGACUGGGAAUAAGGAGCAACACGCAAGCCGAGGGAAGGCAGUUCCUGACCCAGCCAGCAACUGAGAAGAAGUCACCGGAGUUCCUGCACCACCACCACCACCACCAGCAGCCUCAGCAGUCCCAGCACCAGCAGCAGAAGCCAAUCAGUUGGAAAGCCCGCCGUCCUCCGCCGUCUUUAGUCCGCCGUCAUCCCGAAGCCGCCUGCACGGUAACAUUAAGGAUUGAUAUGAAAGGAAUCCCGUACCGUGGCAAGGUCUAAAUAUUUUCGAGUAAAUACCAAUAAAAAAAUAUAUUUUAAAUAUCAAUAACAAAUCCAUAAAAUAAAAUACGAUUGAGUUAUAAAUAGGUACUUGGAAAAGUAGGUAAGCUGUGAGGCGAUAUAUCACGGCAGUUUGCUUCGAACUCUAAAUUCCUUAUUGGUAAUUUAAUGAAUAAAUCAUUAGGCCGGGUUUUAGACAUUUCUUUAUUAAUCACUAAAAACAUAUAUGGGCUGUUAAUGGAGACUUGGUAAAAUAAGUAAAUUGUGAGGCGAUAUAUCACGGCAGGUUGCUUUAAACUCCAGGUUCUUUAUUGAUUGCCUAGAUAGACCAUCCUUGGUCCGACUCUUUUUCCGAAAACAGUCCGCAGUAAACAGUUCUGUCAGUUCUCGUAAUAAUUGAGCGGUGUAUCUCUGUGAGGAUUAGGAAACGUGGGGAAGUUGUGAGGCAGGUUUCUUACACACCGAUCCCUUUGCUAUAAAUACAUUUGCUGAACUCUUAUAGUUUUCCGCAGUUCAUUUUAGACUUAAUUCAAUUUUUAUUUUACUUCUUUCUGCUGUCAUAAUAUGCUAAGGUCUAAAUAUUAUUUAGACCUUAGCCCCGCCGCACAGAG